AUGUCCAAAACAAAUGAGCAAAAAUGCAUGGAAAUUUUGAAAACGACGGAGGAGGUGGCCGAUAAAGUCCUGGUCAACAAACAGGAGCUGGUCGCCCUCGACAAACGCCGCCAACAAAACCGUGAAGCCAUACGUGAAUUAGAGAAAUCUACUGAUAAAUCCGAAAAGAAAGUAUGGACUACAAUUGGCAGUAUGUUGGUGAAAAUGGAUAAAGCCAAGGCAUUGGAAUUAUUAAAAAAAGACCAACAACAAAUUGAACGUGAAAUACAAAUUUUACAAUCCGAUCAAAAGAUUUUGGUUAACAAACAUCGUGACUUGGAACAUUUUAAUCCGUAUACUGGUACACAUUUGAAACCGUUGGAUCCCAAAGAGUUCAAUGCUCUUAAAGCUAAUUUACCAAUGUUGUAA
Molecule: messenger RNA, 408 nt
Organism: Musca vetustissima
Lineage: Eukaryota; Metazoa; Arthropoda; Insecta; Diptera; Muscidae
Gene: Pdrg1
Exons: 3
Coding region: 1-408 (135 amino acids)
Biological process (GO): protein folding
Cellular component (GO): prefoldin complex
Source: RefSeq, a predicted model, not a curated record